This is a messenger RNA of Belonocnema kinseyi, 2046 nucleotides long. Its product is annotated as neprilysin-2-like. Gene Ontology annotation, molecular function: metalloendopeptidase activity. The transcript has 8 exons. Gene Ontology annotation, cellular component: plasma membrane. NCBI's taxonomy places the organism in Eukaryota, Metazoa, Arthropoda, Insecta, Hymenoptera, Cynipidae. Bases 1 to 2046 code for a protein of 681 amino acids. Gene Ontology annotation, biological process: protein processing. The record is from RefSeq and is a predicted model, not a curated record.
AUGAAGAAAGGCACAAGUGCGAAACAAGAGAACAGCAACGUGUGCCAAACUCUUCAAUGUAAAAAUGCUGCUAACACAAUCCGGGAGAGCAUCGAUCCCGAGGUAUCGCCGUGCGAUAACUUUUAUAAAUUUGCCUGUGGAAAUUUUUUAAAAACUACACACGUUUCAAAAGAUAAAAUGAGUGUCGACAGUUAUAGCCCCCUUCAUCCUAAAAUUGUGAAUCAACUAAAAAGCAGCAUUGAAGAACCAGUCCAAACCAAUGAACCAAGAUUUAUCACACUAUUAAAAAACUUCUACAAUGCUUGCCUGAAAAUGAAAGUGACUGAAAAAAAUGCUCGUCAUACAUUAAUAGAAAAAUUAAAAAAUAUGGGUGGCUGGCCUCUGCUUGAAGGAGACUCGUGGAAAGCGCAAAAAUUUGAUUGGGAACAGGCAUCUUGCAGCAUGGUGAAUGAGGGGCUUCUAACUGAUAGCUUAUUUGCCUUCGAUAUAGUCACAGAUUUUAAAGAUAGUACGAAAAAUGUUUUGGAUAUCGACCAACCAAUGAUUCGUUUUGAUCGCGAUGCUUUAGUAAAAGGGUUCAGUGACAAGUCCGUAAAAGACUACUUUCGUAAUAUGGUUGAAACGGCAGUAAAAUAUGGUGCAAAUAAAGCAAAAGCAGAAAAUGAAUUAAGGGAUGUCCUCGACUUCGAAAUAGAGCUCACCACUAUCACCCUGAGAGAAGAAGAAAGACAUAAUCAAACUGCUCUCGAAAACCUAAUGACAGUAAAAAACCUCACAACAACAUACCCGUUUGUUCACUGGAAGAAAUACUUCAACACAAUUCUCAAAUCGGCUUUCGUAAUUGGUGAUGAGGAAGUAAUAAAAGUGAGCGUGCCUACUUUUUUCGCAAAACUAGGACCACUGUUGAAAAAAACUCCCAAAAAGGUGCUGGCUAAUUACCUCGUUUGGCAAGUACUUGAAGGUCAAAUUCAAGGCUCAUUCUCUAAGGAAGAAUGCCUUAGUAUGGCAUCUGAAUAUCUAUCUGUGAAUUCUGGGGCUAUAUAUGUCAGGAAAUAUUUCACACCAAAAUCGAAGAAAAGUGCAGAAGUAUUGGCAGUCAGUAUUAAACAGCAAUUCAUUAAAAUGCUAAAAAAGGUCGACUGGAUGGACGAAAAAACAAGGACGAGUGCUUUGGCUAAACUUAAAUCUAUGAAAAACGUCAUUGGAUAUCCUGCUGAAAUUCUUAAUGACAAGACUGUAGACGAAUAUUUCAAGAAAUUAGAAAUAACUCCGAAUGAUUUAGUUCAAGCAAACGCAAACCUGGACAGUUUUUUGACAGACCAUUCUUUCAGUAAUCUGAGGAAGACUAUAGAAAAAUCAGAUUGGCCAUGGGUAUCCUGCGCUCGAACUACAAUUGAUAUACGCACAGAUUAUGAUGAACAUUUAAACCGUCUUUAUGUCCCUGCCGGAAUUCUACAAGACAUUUUCUUUUAUCCGGAUAGACCUCAGUAUCUGAACUAUGGUGGAGUAGGUGCGUUUGUGAUUGGAAAUAAACUCACUACUGCUUUUGAUAACAAAGGUAGACAAUAUGAUCAAAAUGGAAACCUUAGGGAUUGGUGGUCACCAGGAACAACAACAAAAUUUCUUCAGAAAGCUGCUUGCAUUACUCAGCAGUACAAAAAAUAUACAGUAAAAGAUGGCAGCAUGAACUCAAGUGGUACCAAAGUGGACAGGAAAAACAUUGCAGACAAUGGAGGGGUAAAAAUGGCCUACUUAGCCUAUCAAGAUUGGGUAAAACGUAACGGACCUGAACCCACAUUGCCUGGAUUAAAAUAUUCCCAAUCACAACUUUUUUGGAUUCAAGCAGCUAUGACGCAAUGUGCGAAAUAUACCCCAGAGUAUCUGAAAGACUUCAUUACUAAUCCCCAGGGAUUGAUCGAUGACUUAUCAACUCCAUCAGAAUUCAGGGUCACAGGUGUAUUUGCUAAUAUGCCAGAAUUUGCAACAGACUUUAGUUGUAAAGCUGGCACAAAAAUGAAUCCAGUUAAAAAGUGUUUUUUAUGGUGA